Molecule: messenger RNA, 1973 nt
Organism: Stegodyphus dumicola
Lineage: Eukaryota; Metazoa; Arthropoda; Arachnida; Araneae; Eresidae
Product: putative monocarboxylate transporter 5
Biological process (GO): monocarboxylic acid transport; transmembrane transport
Molecular function (GO): monocarboxylic acid transmembrane transporter activity
Source: RefSeq, a predicted model, not a curated record
CCACUGUAUAUAUAUUUAAUCAAUUCUGAAUUAAAAUUUUGCCUACGUAUUGAGUUUUAUUCCUAUUUUGUAUUUGUUUGCAGUUUGAUAGAAUGAUAUGUUACUUAUAGAAGUAUAUAAUACAAUUAAUGCAUUAAGGAUCGAUCAGCUUUCCAAGAAGUUAUGAAGGCAAUUAUUAUCACACACUGUAUUAAAAAAAGUUUUAAAUUUUACUCUUCCAAACCACAAAUGAUGUGCUUAAAACUUGGCUUCUGAGCAAUAGAUGCUUUGGACUCAUCUACAGUUGAAAGCUAAAAAGAAUUUAAAAUAUGAUGAAUCCCGAGUUAGCGUUAAAAGAUACAAACAUCGACGGAGGUUGGGCUUGGAUGGUCGUUUUCGCCUCGUUUAUGAUUCAUCUUAUAGCAGAUGGCUUAAUGUACACAUUUGGAAUAUUCUACGUUGAACUUCGGAAAUACUUUAAUGCCACCGAAAUAGCGACAUCUCUUGUCAUGUCUAUUCUUAUGGGAGUAUCAUUCUGCAUCGGUCCUCUUUCAAGUGCCUUAACAAAUAAAUAUGGUUGCCGAGUAGUCAGUAUCCUGGGAACACUAGUAGCUUUCUCUGGUCUUCUACUUAGUCUUCCGGUACCCCAUAUAGCAUAUUUAUAUUUCACGAUAGGUAUUCUAGCCGGAUCUGGUAUUGGAUUGAUGGCAGUGCCUGGUAUUGCUGCAGUUUCCUGUUAUUUCGAAAAGAAGCGUGCAAUUGCGACAGGUUUAGCUGUCUCGGGUACUGGUUUUGGAGGUUUGAUUCUUGCUCCUUUAUUAGAAUGGCUGAUAGACUUUUAUGACUGGAAAGGCGCCAUGUUGAUAUCCGCUGGAUUAAUCCUGAAUUGUGCUGUGUUCAGUUCUUUAUAUCGCCCAUUUUGUGAACCAAAGCAAGAAAUUCUUCCACCAGUGGAAACCAUCACCAUAGAAAGUGAAUUGGCAGCAACGCAAGAAAAUGCAAACGAAAUGACCGCUGAAGAACAUGCCUUGGGCUACAUUCUACAAAGCUCUGCUAAGCACAGUGAAUCCGAUGUCUUUCGUCAAAUAGGAAAUAUUCUUUUUGAUUCCGAGGGUAAUGUUUCAUACGUCGUUUCGAAAGCUUCUUCUAGCGAACCAGGACUUCUGUCACAACCAGAUAUUUUCUACAGAGGUAAUCUUCAAAAGUCUUCUGAAUUGAAGAUUGUCUCUUCACCGGAACCGACUGAAAUACCUGAAGAAGAAAAAAUUUGCCCUAAAGAAAUCACAAAUAUUAUAUUGGAGAUGGUAGACAUAUCCUUGAUGAAAGAUUACACAUUCUUAAUUUUCGCAGUUGGUAAUUUUUUAAUAAGUUUUGGAAUAUAUGCCCCUCUUGUUUACAUGACAAGCCGAGCAAAACAGCUAGGUAUCACAAUGAAGAAGGCCAGUUUGCUCUUAGCUACAAUAGGAUUUUCCAGUACAAUCGGCCGUAUAAUAUUUUGUUGCUUGGCAGAUAUAACAACGGUGAAAAGUCUUUAUAUCUAUAUCGCAUGUUUAUUCUUCAAUGGAAUUUCAACAAUGUUCUGUCCACUGGCGAGCCAGUAUUACCAGUUAGCAAUUUACUGUGUUGUUUUCGGAUUGACUACAGGAUCCUGUGUGAGUCUUACUUCCAUUAUAUUAGUGGAUUUACUGGGUAUGAGUAAGCUAAAUAAUGCCUACGGUCUUAUAUUGCUCAUUGUCGGAAUAGCAACGUCAGUUGGUACGCCAUUUACAGGUUGGAUACAUGACCAGACUGGUAGUUACGACAUUGGUUUCUAUAUUUCUGGAUCAUUAAUAGUGACAAGUAGCUUAAUUCUUCUGUUCAUACCACUUAUUCAAAAGAAAAGUAGCCUCUGAAAAAAGACAGUAACAUUCACAUUUUGCAUAUGUUUGUAAUGCCUAAUAGAGAAUUUUUCGUACAAACUUAACUGACAAAUGGCUUUUUUUCAAGAAUUUUGU